Messenger RNA from Strongylocentrotus purpuratus (purple sea urchin), 1386 nucleotides. RefSeq names its product putative nuclease HARBI1. The record is from RefSeq and is a predicted model, not a curated record. The annotation marks the transcript as partial. The transcript is spliced from 4 exons. NCBI's taxonomy places the organism in Eukaryota, Metazoa, Echinodermata, Echinoidea, Camarodonta, Strongylocentrotidae.
AUGGCCAACCCCACCCACAUCGAUCCAGGAACUGGUACUUUGAAUCUACCAGAGCCAUCUUCUGACAACCGAGAAGAACUGCUUGUAGUUGAAACGGAUGUGCUUUCCAUCAUAGCCUCCCAGACAGUGAGGAAGAUUCCAUCUGGCUUCAAAAUUACCUGCAACCUCAAGCCAGCCUUCAUUGGUUGUGGUGAGUUAGAUGACUUCUGCAGCAUACUCAUCCACUACCGCUCUGGCUACAUCAGGGACAAACUUCUGGAUGGUUUCCUUGCCCAUUCGGAAGUUGAAAGACAGCUCGGCAUAGGUGGCCCCAUUGGCGAGAUGGCGCAGGAAGACGGACAACUUGAGACCAAGGGAAUGGCCUUCCUGAUGAGGUUCAGAUUUGACAGAGAAGGGAUAAUCGAAAUUACAGGAAUGAUCCAUGAUGACAUCGCACCAAGGGCAAAUAGAAACCAUGCCAUUCAGCCAGUCGAUAAAGUUUGUGCAGCCCUUCACUUUUAUGCGACUGGUUGUUUUCAAAAUACUGACGGGGAUACCAUGAAGAUAUCCCAACCAUCAAUUUCGAGAAUAAUUCAUCAAGUUUCGCUCGCGCUUGUGAGGAGAUUGGGGGAGCAUGUCCGUCUCCCUAAUGAAGAGGAAAGGAGGGUCAACGCUGACACCUUCUACCGGAUGGCGAAUUUCCCUGGUAUCAUCGGGCUUAUUGAUGGAACCAACGUUCGCAUUCAAGCGCCCACUGAAAAUGAAGAACAAUUCGUCAAUAGGAAGAGAUACCACAGUAUCAAUGUCCAAAUAGUCGUGAACGCAAAAUCUGAAAUUAUCAAUGUAAACGCCCAGUGGCCAGGAAGCGUCCACGAUUCGCGCAUUUUGAGGGAAAGUGGACUGGACGAGGUACUCGAGAAUACAGAAGGGCAUCUGCUGGGGAUAGUGGUUAUCCCUUCGACGAUGGCUGAUGACACCUUUUCUCCGACCACGAAACCAUGCGGAAGAACACUUUAUAUUGCAUUUAAUUCCUUUUCAAUCAACUGGUUUUGCCAUAAAUACUGGUUAUAUUUACCUUUACUCAUUUUAUACUAUAGGGCACAUAAACAUACUCGAUGCUUGGUUGAGAGAUCAAUUGGUCAACUCAAAAGAAGAUUCCAUUGUCUUCAUGGGGAACUGCGAGUGAGCCCACUCAAAGCCAGCCGCAUCAUUGCUAGUUGUUGUGUUCUACACAACAUUGCUAAAAGAAUGAACAUGCCGGACAACGAAGACGCCCCUGACCACCCCGAUGACGAGCAGCCUCCUCAUGAAAUUGUCAUGGAACAUGAUGGCGUGUCUGGACAAGCCUAUCGCCAACACAUCGUCGACAAUCAUUUCGUUUGGUGCAUUUUCAAUGUUUUACAAUUU